CUUAGACUCCAGCCACAACUUGGACGCGACAAGCCAUCUCCCCCGACCCCGCCGUCGCAGACAUGGACAAUGGCCCAUCGAGUGCAGCUCUACCACUGGACGAGUACAGCCGGUACGGCAGGCAGAUGAUUCUCAGCGGCUUCGGCCUCCCGGCUCAGCUCAGAUUGAGGCAGUCAUCUGUGGUUAUCGUAGGAGCAGGCGGUCUUGGCUGUCCUGCUUUGCAGUACCUCGCUGCAGCUGGUGUAGGAAACAUUGCCAUCGUAGACCAUGAUACCGUUGAGAUGUCCAACCUGCACCGCCAAGUGCUCCAUACCGAAGCACGGGCGGGUACCCCCAAGGCCCUCUCUGCGGCCGACGCUAUCAAACAGAUUAACUCUCAUAUCAAUGCCGUCCCUAUUGUGGAGGCGCUAGCCCCCACGAACGCUUCAAAACUACUGGCUCCCUAUGACCUCAUCCUAGACUGCACGGACAAUAUGCCUACGCGCUACUUGCUCUCUGACACUGCCGUACGCCUCGGGAAACCCUUGAUAAGCGGGGCGGCACAGCAGCUUGACGGUCAACUAUGCGUGUACAACCUGCCCUUGUCGGAUGCGAGUCAAUCACGGGGCCCCUGCUUCCGUUGUCUUUUUCCGAAGCCACCCGCACCAGAGAACGUUGGAAGUUGCGAAGCGCUCGGGGUCCUAGGCCCAGUAACAGGCGUCAUAGGCGUACUGCAAGCUAUGGAAGCGAUCAAGAUCAUAACUGGGUUGCAUGAUCGUAAGCCGACGAUGCUGAUGUACUCUGCCUUUGCCACUCCUCCUUUCCGGUCCAUCAAGUUACGCACCAGGCAGCCGACAUGCACCGCAUGCGGAACACUCCACGAAUCAGAAUGGGCAGGAAAGAUUGACGAGACCGACUAUGUCGCUUUCUGCGGAGGUCCCCGACCGGACUGGCUGGCGCGAGGUGUAGAAGGCGCGGACGAUCGAGAGAAAAGGAUAAGUGCGAAGGAGUUGCAUGACGCCCUGAGCACAGCGGGAAGGCGAGUGAGAAUCAUCGACGUCAGACCACCGACCGAGUUUGGGAUCUGCUACCUGCCAGGAUCAACCAAUAUUCCGCUCAAUCAGCUUGUUGCCGACCCGUCGUCCAAAGACAGAUCCAUUCUUUCUGGCGGCUCCGACGUGCAUCUAGUCUCCCAUGAAGACGAAAGACCCGAAGAGACUUAUGUGGUCUGCCGCCUUGGAAAUGACUCGCAGAUCGCUGCUGAUGCCCUCCGCGCUGCGAGUGUGGGUGGAGUGGUCAAGGACCUGGUCGGAGGACUCAGAGCGUGGGCGACGGAGGUGGACCCGAACUUCCCUGUGUAUUGAGAAAACGAGUUCGGCCACGGUGCGUGAUGGGGUCAAAAAAACCCUCUGAGAAAUUUCGGGAAAAGCAGGAGGCACUCCGACGACGAUUGACCGCUCUUCGGUACGUACGACUCAAAGGAGAAUUAUUCACUGCAUAUUCACUGGCAGUUGCUCGCGCUCCCGGGGCAUUCUGCACGAUCUGCAUCUCAAGCGCUGUAAUCUACGGUCACUUCCGCACGUGCUGUUACAUUCACGAUUAAUCGAUUCCUGCUGUACAUCUUGACUUGUGCCAGCAGCACGCGGUGUUCUGGGACACACGAUACAACCUUGUCUUCCGCUGGCUCUCGGGUUGAAGCUUGAAGAUGCAUGGGGUUGCGGGCGGUAAGCAGGGGAUGCGGGCGGUGUUGAGGCGGAGCGGCUUGGCAGAGAAUUCCCACGGCCUCU
This is a messenger RNA of Rhodofomes roseus, 1766 nucleotides long. RefSeq lists its product as uncharacterized. The coding region runs from base 63 to 1343 and encodes 426 amino acids. NCBI's taxonomy places the organism in Eukaryota, Fungi, Basidiomycota, Agaricomycetes, Polyporales, Fomitopsidaceae. The record is from RefSeq and is a predicted model, not a curated record. The transcript has 8 exons. Gene Ontology annotation, biological process: protein urmylation; tRNA wobble position uridine thiolation. Gene Ontology annotation, molecular function: URM1 activating enzyme activity; adenylyltransferase activity; thiosulfate-cyanide sulfurtransferase activity. Gene Ontology annotation, cellular component: cytosol; cytoplasm.